Messenger RNA from Fusarium poae, 1320 nucleotides. RefSeq lists its product as uncharacterized. NCBI's taxonomy places the organism in Eukaryota, Fungi, Ascomycota, Sordariomycetes, Hypocreales, Nectriaceae. The coding region runs from base 1 to 1320 and encodes 439 amino acids. The transcript has 3 exons. The record is from RefSeq and is a predicted model, not a curated record.
AUGUCUUUUCAGAUUUAUACAGGUGCUUGGACCGACUGGUCAAGAGGUAAGGUUCUGGGCGCAACCCUCACUCUGUCAUCGAGGGACGCCAGCCUUCUCCUCGCCUUUAUCGCAGCCUUCGUGACAGUCGUCGCAAUUAGGCUCUGGCUCAUCAUUGCUUUUACUACUCACCAGUUCUCUGCCUCUAAUGGAAAACAUGAUGGACUUUACUAUCAGCGGCAAGUCAUUCUCCGCAACAUCAAAUCCGCGCCAGCAGCUGCAUGGUUGUUUCUCCAACAAGCUUGGUACUGGCGCGGCAUCGCUACAUCUUCUUUCACUAGGACAAUUCCGCUGGCAUUGCUUUGCAUUCUUUACUCUAAUCUCAAUAUUGGGUACUCCACUUGGACAUUCUUCUAUCCUCAAAAUGGGGUCUGGCAGCCUAUAGAUGAGCUACUGGUGCCGGAUACAGACUUGACAUUGAUGCUCAUCGCACCUAAUUCAGUCACUCAUUUGAAAUCGAACAAUGAUCCGGUAUUUGCUGCCUCAAUCAGAACCAAUGCCCAAGGUGUGAUCGGUUACUUGCCCGACCGUUGGGUGAGCCCAGUCGCUUGCGUUGACCAACACCAAAUAUGUAAUCCCAACAACAACAAGUGCACCCCGCUACUAGAUCGACAGCGGCUUAUCGAAAGUGUGAUGGAGGAUUCGAUGGCAUUGAACGUCGCACAAAUUGUCACUGCACAAAGGCUUAGGCUUGUGCUGUGGGAAUCCAGUCCGUUCUACCAUACAAUCUGGACUCGCACACAAAGCUUUCUUCGUGCCCAGGAAAAGGUGGCCGGCAUCACGGGCCAACAUCUCCCAUCAAAUCAAUGGGAGAUCGAGAUGGGCGCUCUGUUUGACGACACUCUUGCAAAUCUACAGUAUCGUAUCAUGGAGUACGCAGCUGGCUCUUCAUCACCUGCGCCGAUCAAUAUCACAAAGCCGUGGAACAACUCCUCAGCGAACGUAGAAUGGGCUACCGCCUACAAAUAUAUGUGUUACAAUCAGAGAACAAAAGAGACUCAAGGAACUUUGAACUUUUCCAUUCUAGGUCUCGGCUUGCUAUUUGGUAUUGGGCUGUAUGUCAUAGUACUCUCGUUCAUUCUUGAAUUCCUAAUGGCCUGGAUCCAGACUUGGUUAGGACGAGGGAUACCGAGAGCUAGAGAUGGGAGAGAGACGGGAUCUGGAGAUUGGAAGGGAACUACUGAGGAGUUUCCACGUACUGUAUCAGGCGAACACUUUGAUCAUGAUGAGGAAGUCAUUUCGGCCACGACUGUUCAAAUACGCCAGACAGAUCCUUCAUGA